AUGGCUUUAAAAUUAGAUACAACCAUAUCAUCUAUGAAUGGCAGUAAUAUUGACAGUAAUGGUAACAAUACUGGUGGUAUAAUAUUCAAAACAAAUAAUAAUCAUUCACCGAGCAGUAACGAUUCCGGUUUUCAUAGUGAUCGAUUACAACAGCAUCAGCAAUCAAAACAAUCACAACGAACCAUAUCCCGAAAUCGUGGUAAUAUCAAGCAUAAGCCAACUUAUGUCAGCGUAUUUGCUUCUGAUCCGGAUUGUUCCAGUCCAUUAUUUGAUGAAUUCAAUCGACGUUUCGCCGCCAAGUAUCGGUUUGAAAUUCGGCCGAACUUCCUUAAUGGUACGCUUUAUCCACCUACCGGGGAUGAAGAGAUGCUCUUUGUUCCAUCGAUAACUGCUCCGUUAAUAACACCAUCCAGAGAGUCAAUAUCACCCUCGUUCAUAAAUACGAACAUUUCAUCGGAUGCCGUUAUUCAUCCAGAAACUUCAGGACAAACUUAUUUCAAUAAGCAGCAAUCUCUCUUAACACAUCCUACAAGUAUUUUUCAACAGGAACAGCAAUUUCAACCUUCUCAUUCAACUACGGAUCCAGAAACCUCGGUACAUGAGAAAUUGCGUGAUACAACAACACCUUCCAAUAUUCCUUCAUCCAACGGAAUAUCCAAUUCAAAUCAAUCAGUGCAAGAAAUUGUGGCGCAAAAAAGUUAUAAAUAUCCUCCUCAAAAAAGUGAAAUAGAGGAAGAUACGACGUGGAUUAGUGAACAUAAAGAAGAAAAAUCGGAAGUAUCUAUAAGAGAAUCGCUGAAUAAUUUGUAUUCAAAAUUCCGGGAAAAUUCAUCAACUGAAGCGGAGAUCUUAAACUAUCACUUGUAUCCACGAAUAGCUGCUAAACCAGAGGAAUUUUAUAUUACUUUAUCAAAGUCAAUAGAUCUUCCAACAACAAAGUUACUGUACGAUAAUUCUUCACAGCCAAAUGACGUAAUGGAAAUGUUGGAUACAAAUGAGCAGCAUGAAAAUGGAAAAUUAUGCGACGAUAGCGCCGUCAUGAAACAAUCAUCUGCCAAUGAGAUAUAUUACGUGUCUGAUCCUGUUACCGAGCUGCUGUCAGGAAGUAUAUCUUUAGAAUCAGAAAAUUCUUCACCUCAGCAAUCAUUUAUAAGACCUCAAGAAACACCAAUAUCGAAACUCCUUGAUUCAAAAAUUGUUCCUAGAAAUGAUCAAAAAAGCGCUGACCUGGAAGAAUCUCCACUUCAGAUUCUGUCUCGUAACCCGGAAUUUGAAAUGACUUCGCUAAGGCCGAAAAAUCGACUGGUGAACGUCGAACAAUGUAUUAGUUACCGUGAAAACUUGAAUUCACUCGAAAAUCCUACGAAAUCUGAAGAUACUUCAAAAGCAGAAACAUACUCGGACAUCGGAAAAAGUCGCUUUGUUUCAUUUGUACCUGCUACAAAAUUCAACCGGAUCAUCUUUCAAAGGCCGGACAUGCUGGGAAAUCUCAAUAACAGCGAAAAGUCGACUUCAGCUGUGUUUGAGAAAUCUGACCCAAUCGUUCCUACCAAUUCCAUUCAUCCAACACGGGAAAAUUCUGCUACAUCAAUUCCGAGGAAACCGGAGCAUUCUCAUGUAAUUGACCGGGUAGUUUCCAUUAACGAAUUACAAACGACGAUAUCGUCAAAUGAAAAAUUCGAGAAUCCCAUAGCACCAGUUGUUCCACGACGCGUCAGAGAUGAUGAAAAAUCUGUUCCGUUUAAUAAGCUUAUUGAAAAGUUUACAAAAGCAGAUAAUGGUGCAAUUCCAACACCGAAAGCAUUCCAAAGUAACUCUAGCAAGUCCACUACGAUGCGAGGUAGUGGUAGUACUGUUCCGAAAGCGAUAACAUCAAAUCUGCUCACUUCAAAGAAAAUUCCAUAUAGUGGUAGCAAAAUGAUCAGUGAGAGAUUCACUGAAAGAAAUUCAACCAGUAUUGAAACUUCAAGAAAUAAAUUUUCAACUGUUAACAAUGCGUCCAUUCCACAAUCCGAAAAUUUAUUUGCAAAAGUAAGGGCAUUAUUUGAAAAGAAUGCCGAACCUCUUCCAGUGAUCUCAGGAUCACAUAAUGCUGAGAAGAAAUAUAUCUCUACUGUGGAAGAAAAUAUCAAAGUGGAGAAAUUUUCCAAAAUUACUCAACAAUAUGAAAAAGCUGAAAAAAAAUCUCCAAUUACGACAAAAGAGAAUUCGGAAGUAUGUUCAUCCAUGAUGGAAAAAGUAUCGAGUACAAAAAUGUAUCCAUGUAUACCGGAAACAGAAUCUUCUGUAGGAGUUAUGAAAGGACUCGAUUUCUCACGUUUCGAUCAUAUAACAGACGAUAAGGUGAUUGGAAGACCACUUGAAGCAGAUGAAACGGAACAAGCGGCACUUCAAAUAGCCAAAGAGGUAACAUCAAGCAAUGAAUUGCAUAAGCAAGGACAGCCAUCUGAAGUGGAGUUAAUGGAGUGCAAAAGUUUGUUGGGUGAGAAAUUUACUGAUUAUGAUAUUUUCAAAGUAAUAUUGAAAAGAUCGGCAAAUAAUCCGGAAGGUUCAGUUGGUGUGAUUCUGAGUUCAGCAGCUUCUGGUGAUCAAUAUAUUAGCGUGCAAAGGGUGAUAUCGGGUAGUAUUGCGGAUCGAAGCGAUCUCAUCGAAAAAGGCGAUCGUGUUUUUUUCGUGCAAGGUCACUCGACGAAACAGAUGUCGGCUACAGAUGCACGAACCUUAAUCAAACAGAGAACUGAACAUGUUGUUUUCAUACUUGGACGAUUAAAGAUAAAAUCAAAUGACAUGCCAACUGAGCCUACUAAAUUUGUCUCCACCGCUAUUGCUGAUCCUGAUUUGUUCAAUUACUCAACGGAUUCCGAAGAAGUGAUACUGACAAAAGGCAAUCUUGGUGUCGGUUUAGCGCUUGAUGGUGGCCGUGGGUCAGUGUUUGGUGACCGACCAAUUAUUAUUAAAAGGGUUUUUGAAGGUGGUUCUGCAGCACGUAGCGGUCGUAUAAAAGCUGGUGAUCAGGUGAUCACAAUUGAUGGAAUCGAUAUAAAGGGUAUGAGUUAUUUAGAAGCAACAAAAACGCUUCGAUCACGUCCAGAAGGACCGUUAAAGCUGGUUAUACUUCGUCGUUUGUAA
This is a messenger RNA of Cercopithifilaria johnstoni, 3129 nucleotides long. The record is from the annotation of a GenBank genome assembly. NCBI's taxonomy places the organism in Eukaryota, Metazoa, Nematoda, Chromadorea, Rhabditida, Onchocercidae.